Molecule: messenger RNA, 1428 nt
Organism: Lottia gigantea (owl limpet)
Lineage: Eukaryota; Metazoa; Mollusca; Gastropoda; Lottiidae
Exons: 4
Coding region: 178-804 (208 amino acids)
Source: RefSeq, a predicted model, not a curated record
GUGAUGGAUUCAUGAAAUAGAUCAAUGAUAAAAUUAUAUUUGAUUAAACUAUUAGUAUUGCAGAGCCAUCAAAGCUAACAACUAGGGUAGGCUGCGUUAGGGAUGUAAAUCAGGAGUUACUUAGAGGGCAUUGCCUGGCACUUGCAGUUGCAGACACUCUUGUAGCAAACUCCAAAGAUGGAGAGACAGAAUUGUGAAGAUUGCAUUUCAACUGAGCCAAUGCCUGCUCCUAACAGACGUAGACCACAGUAUAGAAACUAUGUUGAUUGUCAGCGACCAUGUUUAUCUAUGAAAUGUUCUAAACAAGGUGGUUGUAGGCUAUGGCGUCAAAUGAUGUUAGGAUUUAUUACCACAGCAUUUAUAGGACUGAUCUUAUUAUUUUUGGGUUCCAUAUUUAUAGCUGAUGCUGUUCAUGAAAAGAACUCUGUAGCUAUAAUGCUGUGUGUUAUGGGAAUAGUGUGUGGUGGUAUUAUUAUUAUGGCUACUAUAAUACUAGGUAAAAUGUGUAAACUAUGUAUAUCUAGAAAAUCUAGAAAUGAUGACGAAGCACCAUUUCCACAUCAGCAAGGUGCAUGUUUUCAUACAUGUUCAGUUGUUUACACCAGAUCAACUGAUCAGAUACCAAAUGCUGGUAUAAGUGACCCCCCACCAUCAUAUGAUACUGUAGUUACCAGUAAUACUCUUCAUGACGAUAACAUUCACCAAUAUCAACAAUCCACUGAACACCAGGCAGUUGUCAUGGUAUUACCACCUAAAUAUGAUGAUAUCAUUGGACCUUUACCACCGUAUAAAGAAACUGAAUAGUUUUUAGCUUAUAUGUAGAUAUUAUACGAUUUUACAAUGAGCAGUCUCAAAAGGUUGAUGUUUUUAACAUUUGAAGAAUUGUGUAUCAAUCUGUAAAGGGCAAUGAUAAAGGUUAGCCAAAUGAUAUUGUUUACUACCAAAAAAGCCUUUUGUCCAACUUUCUUGCUUGAUUUCCUCUUGAUAUUAUUUCAUUUUCAUAACACUAAUUUUUGAUAAUGUUAUGACAACAAUAGUAUUAUAAUGUGAAAGAAAAUUGAAUGAGUCUUAUGAAGUGUUGCAAUAAACUGAAAACAUACUUAAACUGUUGUGGUAAAAUGUGGCUUUACAUAGUCCUGAAAAGCAUAGUACAGAUUGAUAGAUACCUGCAAUGAUCAUUUUACUAGCUAUUUAAAUCAAAAUCUUAUAUUAAUUGCAUUUUAAGGAUAGUAAUUAUAUUAUUGUAUAAUACCGGUUGUUAUGGAUAUUGUGAUAUUGAUUGUCUUUGUGUCACUUAUUUGUUUUUCUUUAUCAUGUUUUGUGUUAAUGUUGUAUAUUUAUUUUAAGCACCAGAGAAGUACAUAAGAUCUGCAAAAAAGAACUGAAGGGAUUGCCAAAUUUGCUUCUAUAUAAUUUUUAUUGCUGGUA